UUGAAAGACGCGGCCUCGCGCCCCGGGCGCUCUUGGACCCACCUCCCACCCGGGUCUCGGUCUGGGCGGUGUCUGCGACGGAGGCGGCAGAGGAAGAAGCGGGGACGGCGGCUCCGAGGCCCAGGAAAAUGUCUGGUAGCAAUGAUUGGUUUCCGAGUUCCCGGGUUCCCAGCUUUGCGCAGAUGUUGAAAAAGAACUUGCCGGUUCAGCCUUCUUCCACAGCCGUGAAUCCUCCUCUGGGAUACUCGUCAUCGGAGGAUGACAGCGUGUCACGUUUGGCUUCUAAGGUCACGCAAGUCACAGGUAACUUUCCAGAACCACUGCUUUCCAAAGUAGUCCUGCCUAAUCCAGAUGCAGUCCUUCCUCCAAAGAAGAUUCCCAAGGAAUUCAUCACGAAGUACCAACGUGGAGAGAUCAAUCCAGUGUCUGCCCUCCAUCAGUUUGCACAAAUGCAGCGUGUGCAGCUUGACCUUAAGGAAACUGUAACAACAGGUAACGUCAUGGGUCCUUACUUUGCCUUUUGUGCUGUGGUGGAUGGUGUUCAAUAUAAAACUGGACUGGGGCAAAAUAAAAAAGAGUCCAGAUGCAACGCGGCCAAGCUGGCCCUGGACGAGCUUCUGCAGCUGGACGUUCCUGAGCUGAGGCAUGUCGAAACCUCAGGUCCUCCUCUCAUCCCUGCAGACCCAGUCAUUUCAGCUGAAUCAAAUUAUGUUUCCAAGGUCCAUUACGAAGGAAGGCAUAUCCAGCAUGCAGAGAUCUCGGAGGCAAUUAAGGAUACCUUUAAUUGUCUAAUUGCCAAGCAUUUGGAGUAUUGGAAUUGUAGCAGCUCACUGGCUGCUUUUGUAAUUGAAAGAGCUGGACAGCAUGAAGUUGUAGCCGUGGGCACGGGUGACUACAAUUACAGCCAGUGCAUCAAACUAGAUGGGCGUGUGCUUCAUGAUACCCAUGCUGUGGUUACUGCCAGGCGCUCUCUGCUCAGGUACUUCUAUAGACAGCUUCUGCUCUUCUAUAGCAAAAACCCUGCUAUGAUGGAUAAGUCAAUAUUUUGUACUGAACCAGCUUCCAAUUUCCUCACUUUAAAGCAGAAUAUCAACAUUUAUUUGUAUUUGAACCAGUUGCCAAAAGGAUCUGCUCAAAUUAAGUCACAACUACGCCUCAAUCCUCAUUCGUUAUCUGCAUUUGAAGCUAAUGAGGAGCUGAGUCUCCACGUGGCGGUGGAAGGCAAGAUUUACCUCACAGUUUACUCCCCUGCAGAAAUGGGUAAUCGAGUGAGCAGCAUGUCCUCCAGUGACAAACUGACCAGAUGGGAGGUGCUCGGGGUACAGGGAGCCCUGCUCAGCCACUUUAUCCAGCCCAUUUACAUCAACAGUAUCCUUGUGGGGGAUGGAAGCUGCAGUCAUACUAGAGGAUUAGAAAUAGCUAUAAAGCAACGUGUUGACGAUGUCCUUACUUCCAAGCUUCCUAUGUUUUAUUUGGUCAAUAGACCUAACGUUAGCUUAGUACCAUCUGUAUAUCCGCUUCUGACAGACUUGGAGUAUAAAUCCCUGAGUCUCAAUUGGGCGCAAGGGGACAUUUCUUUGGAAAUCGUAGAUGGAAUAAAUGGAAAAAUCACGGAAAGUUCGCCCUUCAAAAGUGGUAUGUCAAUGGCGAGUCGUCUGUGUAAGGCUGCAAUGUUAAGUCGCUUUAAUCUGCUUGCCAAGGAAGCCGAAAGAGAAGACUUACUUGAAGCUAGUACUUAUCAUGCAGCCAAGUGCAUGUCUGGAUCCUACCAGGAAGCCAAAACUUUGUUGAAGUCGUACUUGCAGCAGCAUGGGUAUGGGUCCUGGAUCGUGAAGUCUUCCUGCAUUGAACAGUUCAGCAUGUGACUGUCUGUCGUGUACAAACGCUUGUAUUAUUUUGGUGUGUUUUGAUGAGUAAAAAUGUUUUUAAAAAAGAAAAAGAAAAGAUAUCAGUAGUGUUCAGCUUUCAAAUCAGUGUCUUACAACAGCAACGUCCAGCAAAUGCUGAAAAUUUGUAAAACUUCAUGUUGGUUUACAUUGAACCAUUAGGUUUUUUUUUUAGUAAAGCAAUUACUUUACUCAAUAUGUAGACUUUCUGCAUUUAUUUUUUUGCAAUAAUUUUAAAAUCAUCACCCUCUUGAAGCCUAAAAGAGAAUUCUUAUUCUUGGCACCUUUUUAACUUCUAACAUUUACCUUUUCUUUUGAUGACCAUAAAUGUG
Phascolarctos cinereus (koala) is the source of this 2218-nucleotide messenger RNA. RefSeq names its product adenosine deaminase domain containing 1 (gene ADAD1). Gene Ontology annotation, biological process: adenosine to inosine editing; RNA processing. NCBI's taxonomy places the organism in Eukaryota, Metazoa, Chordata, Mammalia, Diprotodontia, Phascolarctidae. The record is from RefSeq and is a predicted model, not a curated record. Gene Ontology annotation, cellular component: cytoplasm; nucleolus. Gene Ontology annotation, molecular function: double-stranded RNA binding; adenosine deaminase activity; tRNA-specific adenosine deaminase activity.